Molecule: messenger RNA, 1626 nt
Organism: Diaporthe batatas
Lineage: Eukaryota; Fungi; Ascomycota; Sordariomycetes; Diaporthales; Diaporthaceae
Exons: 1
Coding region: 1-1626 (541 amino acids)
Source: RefSeq, a predicted model, not a curated record
AUGAGGCGGCUCAGGGUAGGAGCCCCAUCUGGGCUCUGCUGGGCGUGCGGCGGCUCCAUCCCAUAUAACGCGAGCUCUCAGAAGCGCACAUUCAUUGACCGAGAGCUCACAGGCGUCAUCCUCAAUAGUGGACGAAGUCGUCGUAGAAUCAAAGUCAGGCGUAGUGUCCCGGCGUUUGACCUGCCGCUCGUCGUGCUGGACCUUGACGCCGAGGACAGUCCGCAUGUACGCCCUUUCAACAAGAAGGAUGCCGCCGAGCAGACAGCCAAAUGGGCACACGAUCCCAUACUCCCUGAGGUUGAGAAGCGGGUUGACCAGCUGGAGGAGGCCAUAGUCAAAGACAGGGGCAAGAUGGACCGCAUGCUGGCAGCCCGUUACAGCCCCUACAAGAUAUCGGAUCUCGAUGUGCUUUCGGUCGCCCUGUGCGGCAGCGAUGGCGCUGUUUCUUCGCAGGUUGACCGCGCAGCUACCGCCGUGGAUCAGGGCAUCCCGGGGCGCAUCCCGGGGCGUGAUGUCCUGUUGGGGGGCAGGAACAAGGCCUUGAACGAAAACGGCAUACCACAACGCAUCCUAGCCGGUGAUGCAAACACGAUCAUCCGUUUCAUGCUACACCGUCAACGUCAGGCACCUGCCUCACCUGAGACUGCUUCGGCCAGCGUCGACGUGGACGCUCCCGAGGCUUUCGAAACGGCCGUCAAAGACUGCAAAAGCCUCAACCAGCUCAAAAGGCUGUGUGCGCAUGUCUUCGCACCGGGACACGAGGCCCUCACCCCGACCUCCAUGGACUGCAUUGCACGCUGGUUCACGGAUGGCAGGCUUAAGAAGACAUCGGGCGGGCAUAGAGAAGAUUCCCUCAAGUUCAUCAACAACCUCACAAUGAGACAGCUCUCGGGAAACACUAGUCUCAGCCCAGCUCUAUCGCGAGUUGGCUUGGCCCUGGCAGCCAAGAUGGCCUUGCUGCCCGCCAUCAUUCAGUAUCUGCACAUUUGCCUGUCACAGGGCUUCAUAGGCGGUUCCAUUCAAGACAAGCCAGCGACUCUGGGCGUGAUAAGUGAGGGCAUACUCCAAGCACUCGACCAGGGAGAUGGCUCGGCGAGGGGAACUCGUCCGGAGCUCUUCACCUUGUUGACCGGUCGGCCAUGUGCCGGCUCCACGGUGCAGCCGUCCUUGUUCGGAUCGAGCAUCAGAAGCACAGCAGAUGAUUAUGACACUCACCGCUUUUAUGUUCAGCUUCUCGGCCAGCUGGGUGCGCACAGGCUACUGUGGCACUCGUGGAAACAGAGCGCCGAGACAGAGAUGAGGCAGUACACACGGUUCUACUGCUGGGCGCUCACCCGCUGCGCCGAGGUGCUACGCGACGCCAAGAACGUCCCUGGGCUGGACACUACCACGGUCAGCGCAGAUCUGGAAAGGGACGCCGAACUUGAUCUGCAGGCUAUCGACGCACUGGAUGCAUAUCAUGCCUCGUCAACUUCCUCCGAGGAGCCCUACGCCUUCCGUUUCGGGAAUCCGUUUUUGCCAAUUGGCAAAGCAAUGCAAGCUCUCCAGAGCCCUGACAUACACCGAGCAGUGGCCCUGAUGAACGAUCUAAUCCCCAUUGCCGGUACCCCAUCAACCGAGGAGUAG